GGGUACGGGGACGCCCCCACCGAGGGCAUCCGACGCGUCCUAGAGGAGGAGCGCGGGGUUGCGAGGCCACGGGCCCAGCCCCUGGACGCCUCUGGCAUCGAGUGGAUCCGCAUGGGCACCACGGUGGCCACCAACGCCCUGCUGGAACGCCAGGGCGAGCGCCUGGCGCUGCCGGGCACCCGCGGCCUCCACAUCGGCAGCCAGGCCCGGCCACACAUCUUUGACCUGGUGAGGCCCAGCACCAUCGCGGCCUGGCCUGGCCACGAGGAGCAGGUCGGGGCACUGGCACAGGAGAUGGGCUUCCAGCACGUGUCCCUGUCAGCCAAGGUGGCCCCCAUGGUGCGGGCGGUGCCACGCGGGUACACAGCCUGCGCUGAUGCCUACCUCACCCCCUGCAUCCACCGCUACCUGGAGAGCUUCCGCGCUGGCUUUGCCCACCAGCUGCAGGCGCGGGGACAUGACGCCGCCAGCCACGUGUUGGCGUGUUUUGGGGGCGCCGGGGGGCAGCACGCCUGCGCCAUCGCCCGCACCCUCGGCAUGAGCCGCGUCUUCAUCCACAAGUACAGCGGGAUCCUGUCGGCCUUUGGGCUGGCGCUGGCAGACGUGGUACACGAGGCACAGACCCCUUGUGCCCUGCGCUACGAGGCCUCUGCCUUCCCCCGGCUGGACCAGCGCAUUGCCGCACUGGAGCAGGAGUGCCGGGACGCACUGCGGGCGCAGGGCUUCACCAGGGAGCAGAUCCACACCGAGGCCUUCCUGCACCUGCGCUACGAGGGCACCGACUGCGCCCUGAUGUGCUCGGCCAAGGGGCACCCACCCACCCCCAGCUCCUGCCACGCUGGAGACUUCCUGGCUGCCUUCACCAACAGGUACCUGGUGGAGUUUGGCUUCACAAUUGCUGACCGGGCAGUGGUGGUGGACGAUGUGCGGGUGCGCGGCACUGGCAGCAGCGGCAUCACCUGCGAGGCCCCCCUGGCCCCCAGCGGGGAACCACCCCGCGUGGCGACGGUGACACGGUGCUACUUCGAGGAGAGGUACCUGGAGACACCGGUGUUCCUGCUGGAGGAGCUGGCCUGUGACCACACGAUCCCCGGCCCUGCCAUCAUCAUUGACAAGAACAGCACUAUCGUGGUGGAGCCGGGCUGCUCCGCCAGCCUGACCCGAUUCGGCGACAUCUGCAUCGCGGUGGGCUCGGGCCCCCCGCAGCCCCUCGGCCCCCAGCUCGAUCCUGUCCAGCUCUCCAUCUUCUCCCACCGCUUCAUGAGCAUCGCAGGUGGGGCAGGGCGCACGGCCAUCUCCACCAACAUCAAGGAGCGGCUGGACUUCUCCUGCGCGCUCUUUGGGCCAGACGGGGGGCUGGUCUCCAACGCCCCCCACAUCCCUGUCCACCUGGGCGCCAUGCAGGAAACUGUCCAGUUCCAGAUCCGCAACCUGGGUGAAGACCUGCGGGAGGGGGAUGUCAUCCUGAGCAACCACCCCUGUGCAGGGGGCAGCCACCUCCCCGACCUCACUGUCAUCACCCCUGUGUUUUGGCCGGGUGUUCCCAAGCCUGUGUUCUUUGUGGCCAGCCGUGGGCACCACGCAGACAUUGGGGGUAUCACCCCUGGCUCCAUGCCCCCCCACUCACGGACACUGCAGGAGGAGGGGGCUGUCUUCAUCUCCUUCAAGUUGGUGAAGGAUGGCAUCUUCCAAGAGGAGGUGGUCACCGGGCUGCUCCGCCUGCAUGGGCUGCCCGCCGUCCAGGCCUACAUGGCUCACAUCCAGGCCAACGCCGAGGUGGCCGUCAGGGAGAUGCUGAAGGACUUCGCUGCGCGCUGGGGCUCGGCGGUGGAGGCCGAGGACAGCAUGGACGAUGGCUCGCCCAUCCGGCUGCGGGUGCAGGUGGACCCCCAGGAGGGCAGUGCCAUCUUUGACUUCUCGGGCUCGGGGCCGGAGGUGUACGGGAACUGCAACGCCCCCCGCGCCAUUACCCUCUCGGCCCUCAUCUACUGCCUGCGCUGCAUGGUGGGACAGGACAUCCCCCUCAACCAGGGCUGCCUGGCCCCUGUGCAGGUGGUCAUCCCCAAAGGCUCCAUCCUGGACCCCUCGCCUGAGGCUGCUGUGGUGGGGGGCAAUGUCCUGACCUCCCAGCGUGUGGUGGAUGUCAUCUUCAGGGCCUUCGGCGUCUGUGCCGCCUCCCAGAAUGCUGGGGGUCAUGUGGGUUAA
Messenger RNA from Chaetura pelagica (chimney swift), 2205 nucleotides. RefSeq names its product 5-oxoprolinase (ATP-hydrolysing) (gene OPLAH). NCBI's taxonomy places the organism in Eukaryota, Metazoa, Chordata, Aves, Apodiformes, Apodidae. Gene Ontology annotation, molecular function: 5-oxoprolinase (ATP-hydrolyzing) activity. Gene Ontology annotation, biological process: glutathione metabolic process. The record is from RefSeq and is a predicted model, not a curated record. Gene Ontology annotation, cellular component: cytosol.